Molecule: messenger RNA, 1425 nt
Organism: Drosophila guanche
Lineage: Eukaryota; Metazoa; Arthropoda; Insecta; Diptera; Drosophilidae
Gene: Trf4-2
Product: inactive non-canonical poly(A) RNA polymerase protein Trf4-2
Exons: 1
Coding region: 223-1395 (390 amino acids)
Biological process (GO): RNA 3'-end processing
Cellular component (GO): nucleolus; TRAMP complex
Molecular function (GO): poly(A) RNA polymerase activity; mRNA binding
Source: RefSeq, a predicted model, not a curated record
AGUGCUAUUAAAAUCGCAACAGGGUGGCAGCACUACAUAACGGUGCCGCGGCAUUUUUAUUCCCCGUUUCUUUUUGUGCUUCUUUUUCUGCUUCUGUUCUGUUGCUGUUUCGCUGCUUCGGCUUAGCUCGUUCUAAAAUUUGGCUUAAACAACAAGGAGGAUAUAAAUUCUGGAAGACGACUUGGAUCUUGGAUAGGGCCAGAGGAAGGCUAAUUAUACAACAUGUGUGACGCGGCGAAUCAAGCGAAGCCUUGGCGCUUAGCCAGCUUUUCAAUGGAAUCUUAUGGCAAUGGCAUACCGGCACUCAGUCUGCUGCAUCAGGAGAUUGAGCAGUUUUACAAUUAUAUCCAAUCCACAGCGACGGAGUUCUAUCUGCGCGCCGAAGCAGUGCGCUGCAUUGAAGAUGUGCUGGUUUCCAUAUGGCCAGGGGCCAUUGUCGAAGUAUUUGGCUCGUUUCGCACUGGCCUGAAUUUGCCGCUUUCGGACAUAGAUCUCGUCGUGCAAAACCGAAGGAGCUACUGGUACAAUCCGCCACUGCACGAACUGGAGAGUGAGCUUGUGGCGCGCGGCGUCGCGGAUCCGCACACAGUCAACGUGGUUGAAACGGCCGCAGUGCCCGUAGUCAAGUUUACGGAGCGCGUGUCGCAAAUCAAAUUCGACAUCAGCUUCAAUGUUGGAUCCGGUGUGAAGGCGGCCGAACUGAUCAAGGACUUUAUACGCCAGUUUCCGGAUUUGCCAAAGCUUGUGAUGGUCCUCAAGCAGUUCCUGGCCAUGCGCGGUCUGAACGAAGUCUACCGCACGGGCGGAAUCUCCUCCUAUGCCAUUACCCUAAUGUGCAUCGGCUUUCUCCAGCACCAGGCGCAGUCCAACAAGAAGUACAACAAUACCAACAGGCUGGGGAUGUUGCUACUGAAGUUCCUGGAGUACUAUGGACGUAAAUUCGACUUCAACAAGUGUGUGGUUUCGGUGCUCGGCAAUGGAGGCUGCCACACAAAGGAACACCUCAGAUCUACCAUGGGCAACUACAACUGGCAGUCAUUUUUGAGCAUUCAAGACCCCAUCACACCGACCAACGACAUUGGACGCAGCUCGUACGCAGCCGUGAGUGUUAUGCAAAUAUUUGAAGCUGCCUUCCAGAAGCUUUCUCGCCUGGUGGACCUCGACCCGACAAAGAUAACUGGACCCAUUCUCGACUGCAUUGUGGAUGUCCCCCAGCAGGUGAUCAAUCACAGACAGUGGGUGCACUUCAAUUUCCAUCAUCUGGUGAGUUCCGCCAGCUCUUCUGGGCCGCCGUCUCCGGGGAAAAUACUGAAACGGAGACGCAGUACCACGUCCACAGUAGAGGACGAACAGAGUGACGGCAAUGUGAAUGCUCCCAAUAUGUUAGAAUGCUAAAAAAGUGUAAUUUAUUUAUUUUUCUUUAAG